CGAACAAGCAAGCACCGAUCCCAGCGUGCACCGCACGGGCAAUGCUCUCGGCGCCUCGAAGCACUGCACGCUGGGAGUUGUAGUCCUCGGGAGCCGCAGUCCCUCCUCUCACCCAAGCUCUCGGCCUGGAGUCACCUUUCGCUCCCCUCGCCCCGGGGCGCGGUGACUAAGUUUGGCCCCUGCUCCUUCCCCCCGCCCCGCCCGGUCAUGCGAAGGCUGCUAUCGACUCUCCGACUCCAUCACGCCCGGCUAUUCGCGGCGGCAGCCGAGCUCCCCGCCCCGGGACAUAGGGCACCACCGCCUGGCUGGGGGGAGCGGCGGGCAACGGCGGCCGCCUGGGCGCUGGGCUUGGGCCGCUCCAUGGCGCAGUGCGGGGACGUCGCAGCGCCCCCACCCACCCCGGAGGAGGCGCAGAGGUCGGGGGCAGCCGCCGGGCACCCUCCCCCCAGAGCCGGCGAGUCCCUGGAACACGAUGGGCUGGAAAAUGUGCAGGAAAAAAAAAUCAUUCGAAAGAAAAAGAAAAGAACAAAAAUAAGAACAGGGUCACAAACUCCUCCUGACUCUAUGGAUUAUUUGAUGGCAGAAAUACCAUUUGCCAGUACAGAUACUGGAGAUGAAUUUGGCACUACUAAUACGUUUGAAAUAUGUUUUAAAAAGAGGAGAAAAAGAACGACUAGAAGUAAGACUGAAGAUGACGAUCAAACAAAGAAGAAAAAGCAAGAUCAGCCAAACUAUUUCAUCUCUCUUCCAAUUACAAACCCAAAGAUUACAAGAGGUAUUCAGGCUGUCCAAGACAUAGUAGUACAAAAGGAUCACAGGCUUUCCCAAGCAAUGGUUCGUUAUGGCUCCUUACAUGUCACCCUGUUAGUGAUGCAUUUAUCCAGUGAAGAAGAGGUUGGCACAGCAGUUGGUGCUCUUUUAAAAAGCAAAGAUGCAGUAGAAGAACUCCUACAAGGAAAACAUUUGGAUUUAUCAUUUCAAGGAAUUGAUGAUUUUAGAAAUGAAGUUGUAUUUGUGAAGUUUGCAGCGAGUGACCAUAUAGCCGCACUUACGGAGAUAUCAGAGACCAUGCAGAAGAUAUUUCAAGAAAAGGGCAUCUUGGCAGGAGAAAACAGAACUUUUAAACCUCACUUGACCUUCAUGAAGCUGUCAAAAUCACCAGGGCUACGUAAGCAGGUGAGAAAAAUUGACCCGCACCUGUAUGAGAAUUUUAAAAGCCACUAUUUUGGAGAUGAAACCCUGUACCGCCUAGAUCUUUGCUCCAUGUUGAAAAAAAAGCAACCCAAUGGCUACUAUCACUGUGAGUCCUCUAUCAUGAUUGGUGCACACACAGAGGACGAAGAAGAAAAUAAAGCAGUAGGUGUCAUGGGCCAGCUCUGCUGCUUUCCUUUCUCAAGAAACGAGGAAAAAAUCAGGAAGAGCCAUGAAUCAGACUUAAUAAAGAAAGCCUUACACAGAGAAUCGCUGGCCCUGUUCUCAAAACUGAAUAAGAUAAAGGAGCUCUUAUCAAACCCUGAGACCCGGAUGAAAAUUAACAGGGAACUGUUUCAAGACAGACAAACAGCAGUCAUUAAAAAGUCAUGUUGACUCCAACUCUCCAGCUAUGGUAAAUAGUGAUGGUGUAAAGAUCUCAUAUGGCUGUUUUAUGAUGAAAAAAUAUUGUUUUUACAAAUUUUCCAUCUGUGUUUUUUUUUUUUUAAAACACUACAGCCAAUAUAAAUGAAAGCCAAUAUAGUGUGUGGUAUUGUGUUAAAAUACAUGCACAGAAAAGAACAGACUGUUUACUGAUGAGUUACAGUAGCUCUCUAGAUCAUUUUUUGGAUGGAUGGAUGAAUGGAAGGAAAAAGUUAAGGAUGCAGGUCUCUGUCAUGAUUAUGCCACAGAAACACUAAUUUCUGAUCAAACACUGUGGCCAUUCUAGAACACAUACUCUCAAAGUGAUUUUUAAAAUGUAUAGCUGAAGACGACAUUUUUAAUGAUUAGUCUUUUCUGUAUAUGCUGGUGUUUUGGGUUGGCACUGAUUCUUGUUUGUUUGUUGAUCAGCACUUGAAUACACAUGCUGAAAUGUUUUUUCUGCUAUUGUUUACAUGCAAGCAAGAAUGUUUUAAUCUCUCAAGGUAAAGUCCUGGCUCCACUGAGGUCAUUGGCAAAAUUUCCAUCCACUUCAGUGGAGCCAGGAUUUCACCCUCAUUAUUUAUUGUUCAAAUCAUCAUUGUUCAGAAUAAUUUGCCUUGUCACUUCUAUGGAAACAAGAUACUUGUUUUUAUUUCUGUUAUUUCCUCCAUCUCUUUGCCCUCUGCUAUGUGAAAAGGCAUCUGAACCUAUAUUUCACGUGCACUCAACAUAUCUACUGAGUUCAGUGGAAGUAUUGGGUGCACACACACAAAAAUGCAGAAUUGGGCCCAAUAUUAGCACUUUUAAAGCAUUUGUGGAAACUACCUACAAUUGUAAAAUCAUCUAGUUAAUGAUACAUUCUGUGAUCAAUAUCAGAUUUGUGCUGUAAAACUGCAGUAUAAGGUUUUAUUCAUCAACUAUGAAAUUAUAAUGGUAUUUUAUCUCACGGAUCAGCUAUUUUUUUCCUCAAGUGAUAAAUGAGAGCAUAUUGAAAAAUGCAUCUUAUGUAUUCGAGUCCAUCUUCCUAAUAAAAACAUUUUCUCUUUGCACGGUGUCAUCUUCCCUCUCAAAUGGGCUUAGAUAAAAUGAAGUAUCACCUUUGAAGGUAACUGUGGCAGAGGU
Chelonoidis abingdonii (Abingdon island giant tortoise) is the source of this 2736-nucleotide messenger RNA. Lineage: Eukaryota; Metazoa; Chordata; Testudines; Testudinidae. The record is from RefSeq and is a predicted model, not a curated record.